UGAGAGAGAAGAGAUGGAGAAAAGCUCCACGCCGCCUCCAUUAAUGGAUGCCCCCACAACUGCAAAACAUGGAAGAGAGAGGGGAGCCGAUGAUUUCAGGGAGAAGGGAGAUGCCAAGUGUCAUAGUGUGGACAGAAAAGAGGCUCCGGCGGCGGCAAAGAAGGCAGCAGAUCAGAGCAAGGCAUCCGAAGACAUCAACGAAAGCGCCGACGCAUUCAUCAAGAAGUUCCGGCAACAGCUUUUGAUCCAGAGGCUCGAAUCCAUAGAGAAUUACGAGCAAAUGCUUGCAAGGGGGCUCUGACGUACCUUUUCUUCUUCAUCAUCUUCAUGCAUGUAUGUGAUAUAUAAUUGGAAUAUUAUUAAUAAA
Messenger RNA from Corylus avellana, 367 nucleotides. Its product is annotated as cotton fiber protein. NCBI's taxonomy places the organism in Eukaryota, Viridiplantae, Streptophyta, Magnoliopsida, Fagales, Betulaceae. The record is from RefSeq and is a predicted model, not a curated record.